CAUGAGAUUCAGGAUUCUCCAUGUACGAAAAAGAUGUGAGAAGAUGGGUCGGCUUCCCUGUCUUCUCAUCUGGAGGAGUCAACAACUGAGGGAACUUGUCCUAGUACAAGUAUGGUGUUUGAUUUUGACAGAAAUUCAUUUCCUUGUCUUGUGAAGGUAUAUGACUCUCUAGAAGCUGACUUGAAGCUGAAUGAUGUUUUUGAGUUUGUGGGUGUCCUCACUUUUAAUCUGGAGCCUAGUGUAGACAAAGAUGAUUCUGAUGAGUUCACAAGUACUUUAUGUGAAGAUGAAUUGUCUCAUUCGCCUCCUAGCAAGGUUUUGAAUAUAUCUUUUGUUUGCAGAUAUUUUGUCCAGGGUACAAGGCUUGUCCUCAUAGUCACAGUUCUUGUGCAUGCCAGGGUUAACACACUUGCAGUAGGGAAGAUUUCACUAAAUCUUACUGGUUUUAAUAAGGAAAAUGUGUCUAUUUUUGGCAAUCGUCUUAACCUUGCUGACAAAAAUCUUGUGCCUUUCACUCAUUUUAUACCUCUUACCGUGGAUUAUCUCAAUACUGCUUCACUUUCCCCAAGAAAGGAUUACGAAACAAACAGACUGGUGUCUGGAGUUCUGCAACUAGCUGAGGGCUCGCACAUGAUGAUUGAUGAGACAUAUUUACAAGCAGGGACACUCAACUCUGUCGGGGUUGAGAACGCAAGAUUGAUAAAGAAUCUAAUGGAGUUGCAAAAAGUGGAGUAUGAUUUUAAGUACUAUAAGAUGGAGAUGGAAGCGGAUGUCCAAUUACUAAUUCUUUCUGAGGGGAAAUCAAACAUCCUGUCGGCUGAUCUGGUUCUUCCUUUCUGUCCAUUGUCAGUGGAGUCCUGUGAAAUUGGGGAUGCAGAAGCUCUAAAAGCUUAGAGAUGGUACUUGGCUAGUCUAAAAUCAUUACCUCGUUCCAUCGAGCUAGACAUGCAAAAGGUAUGAGUUGACUGUCUCCUUUGGCUAUACAUGAGUAGUUUGUAUUUUAAUAAGAUGGAUUUCCAUUUGCUAGGAAGAAGACAAAUGUAAAUCCUGUGUUCUAAGGGAAUGCAAUUUCCAACUCUAGGGACAUGUUGCCACUUAAAACUGACAAAACUGGGUAACCAUGUUGCUGAGCAUAGGGUAGUAUGAGUGAAAUGUUAACAGUUGAUGGAGCCCGCGCAAUCAGCAUAACUGUUUCAUGCCAAGGAAAAAGCAUUUGGGUAUUGUUUUGCUUGGCAAUUAAAUAUCAUAUUUGACUUGCUCCUGGGAGCAAAUAUUAAAUUACUUUUACUCUGAAAAUAAUUCUUUUGAAAUUUCAUUAGAGGCGGAGGAGAGGAUGAAAACGAUGGGUCUGGUGUGCAGGUCUUGGUUGGAGGCUGUGGCUGGCCCAUAUUGCUGGACCGACAUCGACAUUGAGCAAUGGUGCCGCAGGUCUAAUCACCCCCUUCACCUCGUCGACACCGCUGUCAGGAAGCUCGUCCGUCGCAGUAAAUGCACCUUCACCCGCGUCUCUGCUUACAAGCUCGGCGACUUUGCCUUCUCCUUCAUCGCCAACUGGUAUGUAUACAUAUACACACUCACAAGCAAACCCACUUUCAUUUUGUUUUAACAUAAUCAUAUGAGCAUUUACGUGUUGCUUUUUAUACAAGAAAAGAGAUGAAUAUGAGUUUGAUUUUUUUAAUGUUAGAGGAGUUGCCCCCAAUGUGGUUGAUUUGCCCUGUAUUCUCCAUUCAUUGUUUAGAAAUCAAAAUUUGAUAUAAUAGAUUCAGUGUGCCAUCUUUUGUAUGACUCGUGAAAAAAU
Molecule: messenger RNA, 1798 nt
Organism: Camellia sinensis
Lineage: Eukaryota; Viridiplantae; Streptophyta; Magnoliopsida; Ericales; Theaceae
Source: RefSeq, a predicted model, not a curated record